Molecule: messenger RNA, 433 nt
Organism: Closterium sp. NIES-67
Lineage: Eukaryota; Viridiplantae; Streptophyta; Zygnematophyceae; Desmidiales; Closteriaceae
Source: the annotation of a GenBank genome assembly
GGGAUGUUUCUCAUGGUUGAGGAUGUGCAUGGGCAUGAGGGUGAUGUGGGAUUUGUGGGAAAGGUUGUGAUGCACCCUCUCACGCACUGGGUGAUUGAUUCAGGUUGCACCAGUCACAUGACCCCACGGGCAGAUUUCCUUGAUGAGAAGAGCAAGGCCGAAGUGACCUUUGGACCAACCAGCUGUCGUGCUAAGCUUGGGAAGAAGGUGCUGUGGAGUCUGGAAGAGGAGACCAGCUGCAUCAAGGACCUGCCUAAGUGGCAUUGGAUGAGGAGACUCCUUGAUAAGGAGGUGCGGCUGGAGAUAGUGAAGACCCAUCAGCAGGCAGCAGAUAUUUUCACUAAGCGUUUGGCGGAGGCGGAUCAUUGGAAGGGCAUGAAGCUUGCUGGGAUGAGUGUGCAUUGAGCAUGCAUGCUUGAGAUGUGGUAUGGUG